This is a messenger RNA of Armigeres subalbatus, 1155 nucleotides long. RefSeq names its product odorant receptor 49b-like. Gene Ontology annotation, biological process: detection of chemical stimulus involved in sensory perception of smell; sensory perception of smell. The coding region runs from base 1 to 1155 and encodes 384 amino acids. The transcript is spliced from 6 exons. NCBI's taxonomy places the organism in Eukaryota, Metazoa, Arthropoda, Insecta, Diptera, Culicidae. Gene Ontology annotation, cellular component: plasma membrane. Gene Ontology annotation, molecular function: odorant binding; olfactory receptor activity. The record is from RefSeq and is a predicted model, not a curated record.
AUGCAACUGAUCAUCAAGUUCUUGCAGAUCAUGGGUUUUUGGGUGCAACCCUACCAGAAGCGAAGCCUUGUUAAACCUUUGCUCUAUAUCUCGUUGUUCAUGGUGUCGAUGGUGCUACCGGGAAUAAUUUUCAUCGUUCGACAGCCGCCGAGCUUUACCAUUGCUGUGAGAACUGUAGUCGAAACGAUUUCUAUUGUGAAUAUAAUUAUUUUGGUUUUGUCAACUGUCACGCAUCAGCAGUGGCUAGAAGAGGCGUACAUCGAUUUGCGGUUUGGAUUCCAAGCGAGGCUACGAGAUUCGGAUUUCGAGUUGCGGGAAAAGAUCGCUGAAUUGGGGUCAUCUGUAGAUCGUUAUUUCAAAAUCUAUAUUAAAUUCCAAUUAGGGGUAGUACUGACAUAUAUAUCGUCCAACCCUAUAUUCACGUUGACUCAGUAUCUGCGAACGGGAGAAUUACCUCCGCUACAUGCGAUCCUGGAAGCAGACUUUUACCUAUUUGAUUUCACUGGAAAUGUUUGGCUUUGGCUGCUGGUAAUUGCAUUCAGUGCGGUAGCUCUGAUAAUUGUAGUAAUUGUAAUGGUUCCGAUAAACAGCUUGAAUUGGAGUUUGAUCAAACAUGCCGCCGAUUUAUUUAAAUUAGUCAGUCGCAAGGCGGCUAGUUUGAAUGAACUAACAGAUGAAAAGUCCAGAGUUGAAGGUCUAAUCGACAUUGUUGAACUACAUGAAGUUAUCUACAGAAGUGUCCGCUCUUUGGAGAAAGCACUAAAUAUAUAUAUGCUAACACAAUUUGGGUCAUUCGUCAUUAUGGUCUGUUUGACUCUAAUUACUCUGAUUCUUGUGAACGACGAUAGGGACCUAUUGCUCAAAAUGAUUCUUACAUUGUCAUUCAUUCUGUCUCACAUUCUGAUGUACUCCAUGUUAGGAACUGCGCUCAUGUCAGCGAGCGCAUCCGUGUCAGACGCAAUCUAUGACGUCCCUUGGUACCAAUGGUCGGUGUCCGGGCAGAAGAAUCUCCUGUUUGUGUUGCGGAGAUCGCAGCGAAUUACAGCACUUACCACCGGAAAAUUUUUCUACAUUAAUCGGGCCACGUUCGGAAUGGCUCUCCGUACUGCAGGCUCGUACUUCACCGUUCUGAUGCAGAUGUAUGGUGCACAGUAA